CGCUUGGCCGCGCGGGCGGCGUGGGUAAAUGCGCCUAUGGAAGUUACCUGAGUAACGCAGAGUGAGCUCGGCGCUGCCGAAGUGCUGUGCUUUCGAUGGAGUUUUAAUUCGUGUGGAGUUUUAAUUCUUUUCCCCACACAGGGUAUUCAAUCCUGGUUUUCAUUCUGUGUCUUUGAUAGAAAUAUUAUCUUUCACUUUGGGCCUGAAAUUAUAUUUUUAUACUAAAGGACAACGUGUAACUCCAGAGGGUGAAGAGACGUCUGAAAGAGGGCCUCAUCAAAGUGUAUAAAUAUCUAAAGGGGGGUCAGAUGGGCGUGCCAAGAGGAUGAUUCCAGGCUCUUCUCUGGAGUGCCGAGCAAUGGGAUAAGGGAUAAAAGACAAAAAGUGAUGCACAGGAAGUUCCACCAGAAUAUGAGAAAGUUCUUAAUGUGAGAGUGACUGAGCCCUGGAACAAAUUGCUCAGAAAGGUUGUGGAGUGUCCCUUCCUGAAGAUAUUCAAAAACCAUCUGGACACAAUGUACUCUGGGAUAACACUGCGUGAGCAGGGAAAUAGGAACAGAUCCACUGUGGAUUUUAUAUUUCAGCAGACAAUGUUAAGAGUAAAGGAUCCUAAGAAAUCAUUGGAUUUUUAUACAAGGGUACUUGGAAUGACACUGCUUCAAAAAUUUGACUUUCCUACUAUGAAGUUCUCACUCUAUUUCCUGGGGUAUGAAGAUAAAAAUGAUAUCCCGAAAGAUAAAGCUGAGAGAACACCUUGGACCUUCUCUAGAAAAGCUACACUUGAACUGACACACAACUGGGGCACUGAAAAUGAUGACAGUCAGUCUUACCACAAUGGCAAUUCAGAUCCCCGAGGAUUUGGACACAUUGGAAUUGCUGUUCCUGAUGUCUAUAAAGCUUGUAAGAGGUUUGAAGAACUAGGAGUGAAAUUUGUGAAGAAACCAGAUGAUGGUAAAAUGAAAGGACUUGCAUUUGUUCAGGAUCCAGAUGGCUACUGGAUUGAAAUUUUGAAUCCUAACCACAUGGUGACUCUCACUUAGUGCUAGUGAAGUAUAAGAGAGACCCACUUUCAGAUUCCUGGAGAAAAUCUGUAACAGAUGUUUGUGAAAUUUGCUUAAUAGAAAUGAAUCAGUCAUGUUUAGAGUCUGCUCCAAAACUAUCCCCUGGGACCUCACCUGGAUUCCUCUUCUCUUGUCCUGUGAUUCCACUGCAAAUUCUUUCCAGUUAGGAAUACUGAAUCAUUUUCUGGAAGAGCACUUACACAGAUUCUCCUCUUGAACAUUCAUUAUGUUAAUAUUUCAAUAAACACUGUCAAAAGAUUUGUUCCCAGAAGCUCACUGCAUCUCACACUGAUUGGAUUUAAAGUAGCAACGACAACAACUACUGUGUUACUACUGACGAGCAUCAAUGAGAAGGCAAAAAGAAACUUCAGUAUAUUUUUUUAUGAAGUCAGAAGAUCCUGAAGGCUUCAUGUCCCAUCUCAUCUACUAGAAAAUAAAAUGUCAGGCUAAUUCUGACUGGAGUAGUAGCAUGCUUAUAAAAGUCAUAAUCUUACUUAUAUUAUUCCAAACAAAACUCUUUUAAGGAGCAGCCUUAAGCAGUCUUGGAAAAAGAAAGUUUACAGAGGGGAUAAAUCUGUACAGCAGAAAGAAUUCAGUCUUUCAGCUCAGCUUCUGACUGCUGAUUGACUGCCAAGAGAAGAGGUCUCAUAGUUGCUAACUCACAGUGACCCUUGUCUCUUUCAACACUAGGAAGAACUUGCUCAUAAUUUUUAUUUCAGUAGAAGCUUGGGGCUAUGUUUUACUUAAAUGCUCUGUAUGUUCUGCCUUAGGAAAUUAAUGAAAAAGAGUAUCUGAAACAAGUUUCCUACUACUAGACAUUUGAUCUGCCCUCCCAAAACAAUAGCUCAUAGUACAUACCUGUGAGCAGCAGAAACACAUGUAGCAUUUCCAUGUGUUACACAAAUUAUAAAAAACCCUCUGCCUUGUCUUACUCUGGUUUGAGCAGCACCAAACUUCUUCAGUUAUGCGGCUAUCAAAUAAUGUGUAGUGUAACCAAAGGCUAACGAAUAGUGUAAUUGCAUUGCAGUUCACUUCCCAAUAAAGCAUUGGUGAAAACUACAAAAAAUAUUAAAGCACGAUGACAUGUU
This is a messenger RNA of Passer domesticus (house sparrow), 2149 nucleotides long. It is a transcript of the gene GLO1, whose product is annotated as glyoxalase I. NCBI's taxonomy places the organism in Eukaryota, Metazoa, Chordata, Aves, Passeriformes, Passeridae. Gene Ontology annotation, molecular function: metal ion binding; lactoylglutathione lyase activity. The transcript is spliced from 6 exons. Bases 516 to 1040 code for a protein of 174 amino acids. The record is from RefSeq and is a predicted model, not a curated record.